Molecule: messenger RNA, 471 nt
Organism: Quercus lobata
Lineage: Eukaryota; Viridiplantae; Streptophyta; Magnoliopsida; Fagales; Fagaceae
Exons: 1
Coding region: 1-471 (156 amino acids)
Source: RefSeq, a predicted model, not a curated record
AUGUACAAUGGUCGAACAGACCUUGUGAAGCACAUAAGCCACUUCAACCAGAGAAUGACUGUGCACUCCAAGAAUGAGGCCUUGAUAUGCAAGGUGUUUCCCUCCAGUUUAGGGCUUGUGGCCAUGAGGUGGUUUGAUGGCUUAGGAGCAAGUUCCAUUGAUUCCUUUAAGGGAUUCACUCAGGCAUUUGGAUCUCGCUUUAUUACAUGUAAUAGGGUUUCUCGGCCCUUAGAUUCUCUACUGUCUAUGGCCAUAGGAGAAGGAAAGACCCUGAAAACGUACUUAGAUAGAUACUGGGAGAUGUUCAAUGAGAUCGACAGGGAUUUUGAUGACGUGGGUAUAAGGACUUUCAAGGUCGGCCUGCCUGUUGAGCAUGAUUUGAGAAAGUCCUUAACCAAGAAGCCAGUAAGGAAUAUGUGUCGGCUUAUGGAUCGUAUUGACGAAUAUAAGCGAGUUGAGGAAGAUCAAUAG